Molecule: messenger RNA, 2766 nt
Organism: Phanerochaete carnosa HHB-10118-sp
Lineage: Eukaryota; Fungi; Basidiomycota; Agaricomycetes; Polyporales; Phanerochaetaceae
Exons: 5
Coding region: 280-2520 (746 amino acids)
Biological process (GO): regulation of DNA-templated transcription
Molecular function (GO): sequence-specific DNA binding; zinc ion binding
Source: RefSeq, a predicted model, not a curated record
CUUGCGGUCCGAUGACCUUGCCUGGUUGCUUCGUGCGUCCGAGUGGGCUUACAAGGUUGUGUGGCCGCUGCGCACUGACUUGUCCCGCACCAGCCCCUGUCUCUUGCUCCUGUGCAUAGUUGGAGCGGCAGCGCCGGAUUCAGCUCGCCCUUUUGCAGCCAGCCUGUUCGUGGCCAGCACAAAACCUUCAUCUUGGCCUGGAUACUCUACCACCUCUUUAACUAGGACUGGCCCUACUCUACUCUGCUCUCUAGUGAGGUUUUACCCUAUAUCCUUGUCAUGAGCUUCUUUUCCUCGCAGCGAGGAUUCGACCAUUCCGAUUUCUCCAGAGUGUCCAUGAGCACUCUCGACUCUUUCGACAACCUUUCUCCACAUCCCCUACAGUCUGUACUCCAGGGAUCGAGUCCACAGGACUCAAAUCACGCUGCGCAGCUCGCCGAUCAGACACACACUUUACCGAAAGUCGGCCAAACUCGUUGCUACUGGGCUCUGCUCACAUCGAACCUCAAUUUCGUGUACACGGACCCCGUGCUACAGAGUCACCUUGGAGAACAGGUUGAUGUGCUGACUGGCAAGUCCCUCCUGACCUUCGUGCACCCAGACGAACAAACGUCAGCACGAAACGACCUCGGAGGCGUGUUGGAGAGCAGGACCUUGCAUGGCAGCGUCACCCGCGUACGUUUCUUACGGCUUUCGCGUGUCCUUCGUACCCUCGGGCACGAAGGUCCCGGCCCGGACUGGCAAGAUGCCGAGAAAAUUGUGCUGGACGACAACUACAUGGCCGUGGACAUAGUCAUCAAUUGGGCUGCAGACGGCGUGGUGCUGUGCUUCAUCCACGCUGUUGUCGACAUCUCGGACCGUGACAAUGAUGAAGUCAACAAGACCGGGUGGACUAAUUGGUGCGGCACGCCGUACAUGAGCGAACAGCAAGUCCAACUCCUGCACAGCCGGCUCAUGGAGCACAUACCCCCGCCACCAUCCAUGGACCGCGUGUUUCAGAUUCUUUUGAACGAACAAGACCGACCCUUGUGGGCCAGCUGGCCUCCCGAACGCCAACAAGUACAAGGAGGACCCGACGCUAAGGACUUUGCCAAACUCGCGGGCCAGGUCUCCAUCGGCAACACUUCAAACGCGACGGACGCUAAAACAAGCUGCACUCGGCGUUACAAAGCCCAACAGAGCAUGUCUUACGGCAACGAAGGUUCUCGCGACGUGGAAAGUAUCUUUAUACCCUACGCUCAUUGUGCGGCACUAGGUUCUAUUAUCUUCGCCUGCCAUAAAGUGAACCCGUACAGCAAAAGUAGCUCUUACUCACCACACGCCGCGCCGCAGUAUUACCACGAGUCAGCAUACAACCUUCCACCUUUGCACGUUCCAUCGCCCUACCACGGCUACCCCCCGCAGGCGUCGCCAUCUCCAUACCCCUCUCAGAACUGGUCUGCAAGCUCUGAAGACAGCACACAGCCCUCCUACAAUCAGUGGACGUCUCAGAACGGCCCCAUGUCGUCGUCGCCCUCGAUCAGCAAUAUGCGUACAUCGACGUAUGGGCAUACCCAGCAGCCACAGCCGCAGGCGCAGCAUCAUUGGUCAUCCAAUCCGCCAUCCUAUAUGGAGUCGAAUGGCGGUGCGUACCCGUUCCCGCCGGCAAGCGUGCCUUACAGUGGCACUCCCCCUGCCCCCACCCCCGCCAACGAUGGCUCACCUGCCCCCGUUGAAGACGUUGUCCCAGCAUCCUCGAGAGCCAGCAAUCGACGCACGUCGAAGGAGUCGUUCACGAACGGCGGUCGAGGCUCGGGCAACCCACCCGUGGGUGUGCCCAAGUGCAGCAGCUGUGGCGUGACGCACAGUCCGGAAUGGAGGAAAGGUCCGAGCGGCAAGAAAGACCUGUGCAACGCGUGCGGGCUGCGCUACGCCCGUUCACGUGCGAAGAAAGAGGGCGGUACCACACGCCGGCGUAAGGACAAGGUUAUGAAUGCCAUGUCGAACAAGUCCGAUCACUCGCCCUCCGCGUCGCCCGUGAACAUGCCUUUUCCACCUACUCCCCGCCGUAGCGGCGUGUACGACGACAUGCAGUUCCUAGCAGGUGGGCAGGUGCCUCCCUCUGCGAGUGAUGCCUUCGCCGCCCAGCAAGCACACGCAGAGCUAAACGGGAUGAAGCAUUCGCCUUCUCCGACCGCGCAGGCAGCUUUUGCCGCCUACCACCCGGCGCCACCGGAGCAACAUAGCUCGCAUCCACAUGAUCACCGUCAGCAUUUCGCGCAGCAUGGUUUCUACGGCCAUCUGCCCAGCAUCGAGCUACCACACGGCAGCCAGGGCACAACUCUUCCCCGACUGGAUGCUGCUAUGCAACUCCCCACAAGGCUGUCGCCGUCCAUGCAUUCGCCGGCCUCCCCAGCCCCGCAGGCGCACUUCUCGUCGACGCCAUACGACCACGAGAGACGACGUGAUAAGGGGUACGAGUCCAUCGCUCUCCCUCCCACGCCGAUUGCUGCCGACGGUAGGGUUGGUGGAAAGUAUUAAGCACUGCAAAUUCUUUGGUGUCCUCCCUCUGGUUUAUUUGAUUUUCCUUUGAUCAGGCGACUGCAGUGUGGUCGCCCGGCCGUUUCUGCCUUCUCCACUCUUCUCCACUCUUCCUCUCCCAAUUCUUUAUUCUCGCGCACAUAUCUAUCCAACUGUGUUUAUAGCGCUUUUGUAUGAAUCAAGAGGGACAUUUGUGAUCCGUUUUACUGUAUUUACGUUAAAUAAAUGACAGGAUAGACAUUCGCG